Molecule: messenger RNA, 1169 nt
Organism: Cheilinus undulatus (humphead wrasse)
Lineage: Eukaryota; Metazoa; Chordata; Actinopteri; Labriformes; Labridae
Gene: dck
Product: deoxycytidine kinase
Exons: 7
Coding region: 109-927 (272 amino acids)
Biological process (GO): nucleobase-containing compound metabolic process
Cellular component (GO): mitochondrion; cytoplasm
Molecular function (GO): ATP binding; deoxycytidine kinase activity
Source: RefSeq, a predicted model, not a curated record
UCCUGACGUCUGUUACCGCCAAACUUAAAAACAAGAAGACGCCUUCAACAUCCACAGCUGCUACAGCGUCUUUAAUCAAGAAGGAGAAUUUAUUUAUUCGCCUUAAAAAUGCCUUCCACCACUCCAAAGCGGCCCUGCCCUCAUUCAGUGGACGACUCGAUGAACGUGUCAUUAAACGACUCGAUGGAGAAGAGGAUAAAGCGGAUAUCAGUGGAGGGAAACAUCGCGGCGGGUAAAUCCACAUUUGUGCGCCUUUUGGAGCAAGAAAGCGCGGACUGGGAGGUGGUACCAGAGCCGAUCGCAAGGUGGUGCAAUGUCCAAACAAAAGGAAGUGACUUUGAGGAGCUGACCACAUCUCAGAGGAGUGGAGGGAACAUAUUGCAGAUGAUGUAUGAGAAACCGGAGAGGUGGGCCUACACCUUCCAGAGCUAUGCCUGCAUCAGCCGAGUGCGAGCACAGAUCAGAUCAGCCAAUGGGAAGCUCCAAGAGGCUGAGAAUCCUGUGCAGUUCUUUGAGCGAUCCAUAUACAGCGACAGGUACAUUUUUGCAGCAAACCUGUAUGAAAGUGAGUGCCUGAGUGAGACGGAGUGGUCCGUCUAUCAGGACUGGCACGGCUGGCUGCACAGCCAGUUUGGCAAGAACAUCGAGCUGGACGGUAUCAUCUACCUCCGAGCUUCGCCUGAGAAAUGCUUGGAGCGGUUGCACCUGAGGGGCAGAGAAGAAGAGCAGGACAUCCCUCUGGAGUAUCUGGAGAAGCUGCAUUUUAAACACGAGAGCUGGCUGCAGCAUAAAACCAUGACCAUGGAUUUUGAGUAUCUCAGUGACGUCCCUGUCCUGACCAUAGACGUGAGUGAAGACUUUAAGGCGAGCAACUCAAAGAGCGCCGACAUGAUUGAAAAGGUGAAGGAGUUCCUGAGCACGUUGUGAUGUUUGAAAAUUUCAGCGAUGGGAGAAAUAAUCCAUGCAAACGUGAGGACAUAGAAGCAUGACAAUGAUUUUUUAAAAUGAACUAGCCUGUAGCGUUUUAAUCUUUUUAUUGCUGUUUUUGUUUUUUUUACCUCAGUUGUGUAUUUAUGUUUUUUUAUGUGCACAUGAAUAUAUAUGUCAAUUUUGAAUUCACAAACGACAAUAAACUUGAAAGACUUUUAUGCACCAUGAUGACAAAGAAA